AGAGUGUCUCUAGUUUGCCUGCUCCCCCUGGUGCUACGAGGGGUCCUGUUCCUGUGCGUGUGCAGGCAGCGCCGGCGCCAAAGCCGAAGGCUACACUGGAUCUGGACCUGUAUGACCCGGAGGAUGACGACUUUUAGCGGAUGAUGAUACAUUUGUUCUUUCGUUUCCCCUUUCAUUUUCAUUUUUCUUUGGCCCCGCUCGUUCGCCCAAAUGAUACCUGGAUAUUUGAUAUGAGCUUGCUGGAUUCUAGCACAUCAGCUGUCCACCGCUUGGGGCAACGGACCAUUUCGCCAUCUACAAAAAGAUAUCCUGACUGUUAUGACGGCGGAAGAGAGGGCUUCUGGCCAGUCAACGCGGUGAUGAAACAGAGUCCAGACCGCCGUUGCCUUUCAGUCCUGCUGAAAUACAACCAUAGAGAACCACCGUCAGAUAUCAUCUACAUGGACUAUGAUGCAACUCAUCGUGAAGAUGGCCACCUAUCAUCUCUCCACAAUGUUUUCUCAUCGCCUCUCGUAUGGUUGCGGAGAAAAGGCAAAAUCUGCUUGCCUCUCCUCAGACAUUGCCUCCUUGAAUCCCAUUUUCAUGGAAUGAAUCUCCGGGAUCUGGAGAUGUCUUCCUCGUCGCCGCUCAGAUAACAAACCCCAGCUCUCACUUCGGGGAGACCAUGUUUCUCGACUCUGCCGGGUCACAAUCGCGACCUGUCGCUAGCGACCCCUUGUUCCAAUCGUGGAGGCGAUUGCGGAGAGGCCUGCUGUUAGUGGACGGCCAAGCUCCCCGGGUGUCUUCCUCCGCAUCGCAGAUAGACAGGCAUAACCGUGGGUGGCCGCCUGUGAUACAUGACGUCAAACCAAUCGGAGAAGGGAACUGGGCAUC
This is a messenger RNA of Penicilliopsis zonata CBS 506.65, 873 nucleotides long. RefSeq lists its product as hypothetical. The coding region runs from base 141 to 635 and encodes 164 amino acids. The transcript has 2 exons. NCBI's taxonomy places the organism in Eukaryota, Fungi, Ascomycota, Eurotiomycetes, Eurotiales, Aspergillaceae. The record is from RefSeq and is a predicted model, not a curated record.